AUGGGGCAGCCGGCUUCGAUGCCGCGGAAGAGUUCAGCCGACGUCCUGGAGCUCCAUGAAUGGUAUAGAAAGUUUGUCGAGGAAUGUCCCAGCGGCCUGAUCACCCUCCACGAGUUCCGCAAGUAUUUCUGCGACUGGACGGCGGGCGACGACUCCUCCGAGUACGCCGAGCAGAUAUUCCGCACGUUAGAUAACAACGGGGACGGUAUUGUAGAUUUCCGCGAAUACGUCACCGCCAUCAGUAUGCUUGCGCAGGGCACUCCGGAGGACAAACUCAAAUGGUCUUUUAAGCUCUACGACAAGGACAACGACGGAGCGAUCACCCGAGCCGAGAUGUUGGAGAUAAUGAAGGCGGUCUAUAAGAUGAGCGUUUCCACGUCGCUCACGGAGGUGAAUCCGCUGACGCCGGAGGAAUGUACUAACCGGAUUUUUAUUCGGCUGGACAAAGACAGAAACGCUGUGAUCAGCCUUCAGGAGUUUAUAGACGGGUCUCUCGAUGACGACUGGAUCCGGGAGAUGCUGGAAUGUGACCUCAGUACCGUGGAAAUGGAGCGGCCGCAGAAAUGUCUGCACCUGUUCCCCAGGACCUCGAGCAAAAGUAUCUUCCCGCAAACGCAGGACGCCGACUGCAAAACCCAACAUUAGGAUCCGGAGCC
Messenger RNA from Spea bombifrons (plains spadefoot toad), 656 nucleotides. RefSeq names its product guanylyl cyclase inhibitory protein-like. The transcript is spliced from 5 exons. NCBI's taxonomy places the organism in Eukaryota, Metazoa, Chordata, Amphibia, Anura, Pelobatidae. The record is from RefSeq and is a predicted model, not a curated record. Gene Ontology annotation, molecular function: calcium ion binding. Bases 1 to 645 code for a protein of 214 amino acids.